UAAUAUUCCACUACACAAUCAAAGUUCAGGAUUCCAUCAACCAAUCAGAGUGCAGUUUUGAACUACCCGGUCAGAGAGCAGUACUCAAUCAGCCAAUCAGAGAACAAGAGCAGGAAAUAACAAGCCAAGCUAGCAAACGGCAUUGCUUUUGAAAGAACUACACGUGACGGUUCUGCCUCCUUGUUGUGUCGUGGUGGGGGCGGCACUCGGGAGUGUUUGACUGGGAAGAUGACAUAUGCUUCGGUGUUUCUGUCGUCUUUGCUGUUAUCGUCUUUAUGCCGUUCGUUUGGUGCAGAGGUUUCCUUGUGGAAAAUAGAUGUUAAUUUGCAAAGAGAUGGCGUUUUUCGGAAGACCUUAUAUCCCAACAGCACAAUCUUCAUGGAAUUUCAGGGAGAUCUGGCCGCAUGUGAGGAGAAAAAAUUGGCCUUCAAUGUUAGUUGGUAUCUUCGUUCCUCCAUCUGCUAUAAUGAAGUAUUCAACACCCCUGACAACACUGCAAAGACCAUGUUUGGUAUGCAUCAGAAGCUGAAGGAGGACUGGACUGGUUUCUACAGUCAGGGCUCCAUCUACUUUGAAGACUGCGCGUCUCUAUUCACACAAAAGGUUUAUUAUAAAGAAUUUCAGCCAGUUCUGCCUCUCAGUGGUCAAGAAGAAAAGCCUACAAACCAAACAGGAAAUGUGUGGGAGAACAAGCUGGAAGGUGCAGUUGCCCAGUCGUGGUCGAACAGUCCCUACAUGUUUCUUGUAAGGUUUCAUCCAGAAGUACGUCCUGAGGCCAGUAGAGGGCGCAGACAGACAGAGAACAGUGAUGUUUCCAGCGAUUCACUGGAGCAUUUUUCACUUACAAUGAUGGUAAAAGUGAAGGGUCCUCAUGACUACUCUUCACCUGCUGACUGGCCUCUAAUGAUGUUCUUCAUGGUCAUGUGCAUCGUGUACGUGCUGUUUGGAGCUCUGUGGCUUCUCUGGCUGGUCUGUUACUGGCGAGACCUGCUCAGGAUCCAGUUCUGGAUUGGUGCUGUCAUCAUCUUGGGCAUGCUUGAAAAGGCUGUCUUCUACUCAGAGUAUCAGAGCAUCCGAUAUAGCGGCGACUACAACCACCAUGCUGUUAUCUUUGGUGAGCUGCUGUCUGCACUGAAGAGAUCUCUAGCUCGAAUUCUGCUGCUCAUAGUCAGUCUGGGCUAUGGCAUUGUCAGACCUAGGUUGGGAACUACAGUGCCCAGGCUGGUGGCUGUAGGUCUGCUUUAUCUGAUCUUCUCCUCAGUAGAGGGCGUCCUCAGGGUAACAGGGGGUUUCAGCGGCACAGUGGCUCUUAUUGCAAAUCUCAGUCUCUCCCUUAUUGAUUCCUGUGUCAUGUGGUGGGUUUUCAUCAGUUUAUCUCACACAACUCGGCUCCUGAAGCUACGAAGAAAUGUGGUCAAGCUCUCAUUAUACCAGCACUUCACCAAUACCCUCAUAUUCUCUGUGCUGGCAUCCAUCAUAUUCAUCAUCUGGACAACUAAACAGUUCAAGUUUGUGGACUGUCAAUUAGCUUGGAGAGAAAUGUGGGUGGAUGAUGCUUUCUGGAGGUUGCUCUUCUCCACUAUCUUGCUGGUCAUUAUGGUACUAUUACGACCAUCUGUUAAUAGUCAAAGAUUUUCUCAUUCUCCGCUGAUUGAUGAGGAUGUUGAUGAGGAUGAUGAUGUAAAGGAGCCUAUGCUCAAUGAAGCCUUUGAGGGAAUGAAAAUGAGAGGGGCAAAGUCAGAGACGCACAACAGUCAGAAACCGCUUGGCAAAGAGAGUUCACAAGAUGAUGACCUGAAAUGGGUGGAAGAUAACGUCCCUACAACUGUAAUCGACGUAGCUUUGCCUGCAGUGCUGGAUGAUGAGGAGGAACUUCUUAAAACCAAGAUGGAGAGGUCCAAGAUGGAGUAGACUUGGAAUAAGGCCAAAGAAGCAAGAAUGUUUUUUCAUCAGUGCUGCUGAGGACUUGGAAAAUGAUGUGAAAUGUCACUUAAUUAAAAGCCAUGAUUAGAAGCAGGGAUUUUUAUUUGUGUGAGCUGAGACAGUUUCUGGCCUGGGGCAAACUGUGGAAAUGAGUCUUAGGCUUGGUUUAAAAUCUCCAAUGAAAGUUUACUUGGUCUUGAUGUUUCUGUUUACUGUGUUAUCUAUAGGUCUUUUACUCCACUUCUAGGUUUUUUGGUUUUUUUUUUUUGUACGGCUGGGAAACACUGGGAUUCUAGGGGUGUGACUGACUUUACUAACCAUUGACCUACAGCUGUUCCUCAGUGCAUGGAUGGGUUUGAUUACCCAUCCUUAGUAUACAUGCCAAAAAUGCAAACUGGUUACUUUUUUAAUACCAUACUGGUCACGGUUUUUAAUGGGUUUAAUUAUUUUGCACACAGCUUGUCUUUUAUUUUUGUGAACAAGGUCACUUGAAAUAAAAAAAAAACUGAAUGUUUAUUUAGUUUCUAAUCCAUGUUUUAAGAGUAAAAUGAACCCCUGUGUAAGGGGUUUGUGGUAAUUCUUUGUAUAUCUUUUUUUUUUUGUAUUUUAUUGCCUUAGCUGUAUUUGGAUCCAUAAAUAUUUUGACAUCAGCAAAGUUACUGUUGUUUUACCUGACUACCAUAGAAUAUUAGAGAUUAAAAGAGCCUUAAAGUGCAAAUUGUUUUAUAUAAUACAUCAUAAAUCAACACUUGGUUGAAAAUCCUUUGCAAUCAAUGACUGGCUGAACACUGGAGCCCAAAGACAUCUUCCCUGGUGUUGCUCUGCCAGGCUUUUAAUGCAGCUGUUGUCCAUAAAUUAAAUGCAUGCUUCUUUGAA
Pygocentrus nattereri (red-bellied piranha) is the source of this 2799-nucleotide messenger RNA. Its product is annotated as transmembrane protein 87A. NCBI's taxonomy places the organism in Eukaryota, Metazoa, Chordata, Actinopteri, Characiformes, Serrasalmidae. The record is from RefSeq and is a predicted model, not a curated record. The transcript is spliced from 21 exons. Gene Ontology annotation, biological process: retrograde transport, endosome to Golgi. The coding region runs from base 229 to 1911 and encodes 560 amino acids. Gene Ontology annotation, cellular component: Golgi cisterna membrane; Golgi apparatus.